Molecule: messenger RNA, 663 nt
Organism: Plasmopara halstedii
Lineage: Eukaryota; Oomycota; Peronosporomycetes; Peronosporales; Peronosporaceae
Product: Protein of unknown function DUF1627
Exons: 1
Coding region: 1-663 (220 amino acids)
Source: RefSeq, a predicted model, not a curated record
AUGGAAACUAUUUUAGACGCACUGAAAGCAAUGGGCAAAGCUACUUACCGUGAGGUUGCAGCGCGCCUGGAUAUCGAGCCUGUGGAAGCGCUGAACAUGCUGCGCGAACAGAAAGAGCAGGGUUUAUGUGAUUUCUUCGAUGGAGCCUGGUCAGUCGGUACCGCAAAAGAACAGGCAAAGCAGCGAGCUGUCGCGCCAGUGAAUAAUGCACCACGCCUGAAAGGUGAGGAACCGGCUCCUGUUGCUGCUGAUAUGAUCCGCCGACUGCUCCGAGAUAAUAGCGCAAUGACCACAGCGGCGUUGGCUAGCGCAGUUCAGCGUAACGCUAGCGGAAUGGUCUCAGUGAUGCUGGCAUUUGAGCGUCAGGGGGUUGUCGUCAAGAAUGGGCAGGGGAAGGGUGUAACAUGGUCUCUUCCUGAAACCGAACCUGUUGCAACUGAUACGGCUAGGUAUGCAAAGCCAGAAAAAACGACCGAAGAAAUCAUCGAGGCCAUACCUGCAUUUACUGCCAGACCAAAUGAUCUAAUUGUCCCGUCGUCCCGAUUUAUAUCAGCAGAAAUCCGUCGUACAAAGGCAAAGCUGACAAACCUACAACGACUUCAGGAUGCCGUUCGCCAGUUGCGUCGCCAUAAACACCUAAUUGGGGAGCAAAGCAAUGAAUGA